GCCCCCUUAGCAGAAAUGCCGCACUAUUGUUUUUCCGGUCCCCUCUUCUGCGUCACUUCCGGGAUUCGCCGUGUUUUUUUUUUUUUUAAGACUCGGAAAAUGGCCACUGCGGAUUGUGUUCGCGGUCCAGCUGAGGGGGGCUCGGACUUGGAGCGGCCUUCUGUCCCCGACCCCUGGACGGAACUUGGACACAUAGUGAAGAGGGAGCCAGUAGUAAAACUGCACAGCCCCGUCAGCGGCUUGGAACCCCUCUCUUGGUCUGAAGACCACCGCUUGUCGGCCUCCUGCACUGGCAGCAUCUCCUUAAUGGAGACGGUCUGCGACGUGCAUUCGUUCAGGCAAGAUCUGAUUAUCCACCGCACCAGCAUUCCCGUCCCCGACACCACCUGCGUGUUGAAGGUGGGACCUGAGAAACAAGUGAAUAAGGUUAAAGAAAAAUUUGCCACUUCUAAAGAUCCAACUGUGAGCCAGCCUUUCAUGCUUGAUCGUGUGCUAAAUCCAGAAGGAGGAAUCCUCCCUCCAUUGCGUGGCUUCAAGUAUACAAGUUGGUCUCCACUGGGCUGUGAUGCUAAUGGCCGUUGCUUGCUAGCCUCGCUUACGUUGGACAGCAGGCUCACCAUCCACGCCAAUCUGAAUAGACUCGAGUGGACUCCUUUGGUUGAUCUGACAGAGGCAUAUGGACAAAUGCUGGAAGAGAAAUCUUACCAUUUGUCAGGAGCAGGUGCACCCUGUCAAAAGCUGGAAGAUAUGUCUGAAUACCAGCACAGGCAUUACAUGCAGUGCCCUGUUCGCAUGGAGUGGUCGAGCGUCUGCUCCACUCAAAAGGUCCAAACUAAUAAUGAGUGCAAAGAUGUUGGAACUGUGCUUUUGGCGGUGCUUCUGGAAAAUGGAGAUGUGGCUGUUUGGCAGUUUCAGCUGCCUUUCACUGGUAAAGACUCUGUUGUGUCAUGCAACACUAUCCAGUCGGGUGUGUCAAUGCCAAGUGUAUUGGCCUGGUGGGAAUAUGAGCAUAGUGGGAGAAAAAUGAGUGGGCUUAUUGUUGGCAGCUCUGUGGGACCAGUUAAGAUCUUGCCUGUAAACUUAAAAGCAGUGAAGGGCUAUUUCACCUUACGGCAACCUGUAGUCCUGUGGCAGGAAACAGACCAGAUUCCAGUGCACAAUAUAAAAUGUAUUUCUCUCUAUCAUCCUUAUCAAAAAUGCAACUGUAGUCUUGUGGUGGCUGCCCGUGGAUCCUAUCUCUUUUGGUGCCUUUUGCUCAUCUCUAAGGCUGGACUUAAUGUGCACAACUCUCAUGUUACAGGUCUACACACAACUUCAAUUAUUUCCAUGACUGCCAGUCGCUAUGGGGGUGCAAUCUACACCUGUUCAGCUGACAGUACUGUCAAAAAGCUGACACCAAUUUUUACUGAUGUAGCUGUGAUGUUUGAACAGGAACAGAUACGUUUACCUGAAGGGGUUGCUGGGCGAAGGACACAUGGCAUUGCGGUUAGCCCAAACGGAGCCUACUUAGCCCUUGUAAACACAGAUGGGCUGACCAAUGGGCUGCAUCCAGCCAGCCGGAGUUAUCAAGUCCAGUUUGUCGCCCUCAAGACACCAGAUGAGGCAGCAGCUGAGCUCCUAGAAUCCACUAUUCAAAAUCUUUUCAAACAGGCAGACCUGCUGGAUUUAGUACGAUGGAAGGUACUGAAGGAUAAACGCAUCCCACCUAUGCUACAAGAAGAGCUGGAUGACAAGGUUCAUGCUUCUGGGUCUACGUACCUAUGGAGGUUCAAACUUUUUCUGUUCAGGGUCUUGUAUCAGUCUCUUCAGAACACCCCUUCUGAAGUUCGAUGGAAACCUUCACAUGAAGAAACCAAGGUUUUCAUCAAGGAUGGAGAGUCUGGGAUUUCUGUGAAAGCUGCUGGAAGGGAAGAGGGUGAUGAAGAAGAGGACAGCGAAGAUCCCAAACCAACCGCUAACCAGGAGGAGAACAGCAGCACUUCAGCAUCAGAGGAGCAGAUGAGUGAGAUUAUUGCCUGGAUAGAGGCAGUGGAGUCACAUCUCACGCGUGAGCACAUGAAGAGGGUCCUUGGGGAAGUCUACUUACACACCUGGAUCACAGAAAAUACUAGUAUUCCAACCAGAGGGGUUUGUGACUUCCUAAUGAGCGAUCCCACAUAUGAGGACAGGGCUGCCAGGGUGUUAAUUGGACACAUCUUCAAGAAGAUGAACAAACAGACAUUUCCUGAAUAUUGCAGUCUUUGUAAAGAAGUUCUCCCUUUCACAGACCGCAGGCAAGCAGUCUGCUCAAAUGGACACAUGUGGCUAAGGUGCGUGCUGUCAUACCAGGCCUGUCAAACGCUCACUUACAGAAGGUGUCUGCUGCAAGACAGCAUCGCCAGACAUCCCGUACCUGACGACCCUGACUGGAUAAAACGAAUUUUGCAAGGACCCUGUACGUUCUGUGACUCCCCACUGUUUUAAAAUCGGGGAGCAGUUCCUCUGGGACUUUGGUGGGGAAGACUGUACUCUUGGCAUAAUGGAAAUGACCCUGGACACCGCGUUCACUUUCUGUCCAAAUUCAGUUUAUUUUCCCAAGUCUUCUGCUGAAGUAGAAGAAUAAGAAUGGAAGGAUACAUUUUCGUUCAUUUCAUAUUCCUUCCUAAUCAAUAAUCUUGUUUAUUUGGCUCUCAAAAAUCUUUAAAUUGCUAGAUUUCAGGACGCAAAUUGUGGCUGUCAUCGUUGGUAACAAACAUCUUAGCGUCCUCAGGUUUGGUCAGAGGCAGGUAGCAUUUAUACAUAUGUACUGUGCCCAUGUGGUGGCAAAUGUGUUUAUGGGUUAAAAUUGGUGGUGGGGUUUGGUAUUUGUUCCAGAAUGAGUCCCAAGGUCUAAGAUUACUCAAACUGGGUCUUCAUUGAGUGCACUGAGGAAUCUAUGGGUCUUCAACCAGACCCAAGGAGCUGGGAUUGUGGUUAAAGAUUCUUAUAGACCACUUCAAGACUUAAGUAUUUGAACAUCAAGGAUUUAUUCUCAUGUAACAUUCACAUUCGGUCCAGCGGUGGGAAGCUUAUGGCGGGUGAUUUUGCAGUAGGAUUGGCCAAGAAAAUUUGUAAAGGAAACGGUCCACCUGAGGGAAGACAGUAACUUUUAUAUGGGCUGUGAUAGUGGCUACUAGAAAUGGGCCUUGUCGAUUCCUGGCUUAACCCUUUCCCUUAAAUCAAGAUCUUACCUUCAAGUGGCAGAUCCUGUCCUUCCUUGCUCCGCCGUCCUCAGUUUAGCGGCCCUGUAAGCCCAAGCCAUCCAAGGUUUAGCGUGAAUCUCUCUUAACUCCCAGAUGCGCUAAUAACAAAGCAGGGAAUCCCUGCACGUCCCUCAAGUUUUCUUUAUGUCCAGCUGGCCAUGAUUUGACCACCAUAGCGUGAGCUUCGGUUUUAAGAGGUGAGAUAGGAAGCAGGGCCUGCAAUUAUGGCUUUUGUGGCUUGUGCUUACCUGUCAACCUGGGCCACUCUGAACUGUAGCCCAGGGACCAGGAGCAGAAUGGCAUUGUGGUUAAAGCAGAAGGCUAGAAGGGUGCACAUGCGCUGGUGGUUUGAGUUGUGGCUUUUUUAGAAAGUGAGAAAACAAACAAACAAAAAAAUCUCUGUGAAGAACUAACAUGGUCAGCCUCAUGGGACUGGAGUUAAUGAGAUUCCAGCAUAAUGAGGGACGGAUCUGGCUAGCAGAUGUGAGAUUUUAUUGUUAAUUAAAGGGGUUGCGGUGCAUAUCGUUAAAUACAAUUAACCCAGUUAAAAAAAGAAAGAAA
This is a messenger RNA of Erpetoichthys calabaricus (reedfish), 3782 nucleotides long. RefSeq names its product general transcription factor IIIC, polypeptide 4 (gene gtf3c4). Gene Ontology annotation, biological process: transcription initiation at RNA polymerase III promoter. Gene Ontology annotation, molecular function: histone acetyltransferase activity. The transcript has 5 exons. Bases 16 to 2463 code for a protein of 815 amino acids. The record is from RefSeq and is a predicted model, not a curated record. Gene Ontology annotation, cellular component: transcription factor TFIIIC complex. Lineage: Eukaryota; Metazoa; Chordata; Cladistia; Polypteriformes; Polypteridae.